Molecule: messenger RNA, 2827 nt
Organism: Alternaria rosae
Lineage: Eukaryota; Fungi; Ascomycota; Dothideomycetes; Pleosporales; Pleosporaceae
Exons: 1
Coding region: 260-2797 (845 amino acids)
Molecular function (GO): protein binding
Source: RefSeq, a predicted model, not a curated record
CGGCUUUCCGUGCGCCGGCACCACAGCCCGCUCGCGCCUUUGUCAGGGUUUCGGAAGCCAGUCUUCCACUCGGUAGUAAUGAACGCCUGACAUGUCGUAUUUAGUGACAAGGCUGGAUUAACGGCAUGCUGAGAAGCAAUCAAAUCUCAAUGCUGGGAACACUUUUACCCCGCGCUCUCCUGGCAACGUUCACUACCUGGCAGCGCUUCAACACAGCCAUUACAGCUACACUGACCUCGGACAAAGAGCUCAAGGAACUAUGGGGGUGCAGCAAGACGAGGAGCGAUAUGCUGACGGCUUUACUGAGUACGGCAACUUCUAUGGCGGACUUCCCUUCGAAUACCUUGCGCCCCACCCGUCGAUAUCCCCAACUAUAACAGGGAAGGCUGACGAGAAUGUCACUUAUCUGAACCCUGCUCGGAAGGUGCCUCAAAAGAGGGAAGAUGCAGGAAGUUUUUCGUUAGCAUCUUCCAUUACUGGGCCCGGAGGUGGUAUCGCCAUGCAGCCACUCACAGUCGAUGAUACAUCUCUCAGGUCUGGCAACGUCUUCUCACCAUUGCGCGAAGUACAACCGUCAAUCUGCAACCCUCAAAUGGAGUCCAACUUGGAGCCACCAACGUAUGAAACUCUUCAACCCUCAAUCAGCGAAGGCUCGCAAGCUGUUCGACCACGAUCCCCACAAUACGCGUCGAAUUCUUCUCCACCACAGCCUCUACGAUUUCUGAAACAUGCAUCAACAGCUCCUCCUACUCCCCCCAUGUCUUGGGGAAGCAGCAAUAGCACUGAAGAUGGUCUGUCAGACAGGAUGCAGUCUAUGUAUAUCGCUUUCGAUCAUGCUUCGCCUUCCACAUUGACCCCACAGCCAUUGAAGGUCGUCCAUGGUAUCUCUGAGCGUGUCAGCACUAACUACAUCACGAAUGGCAAUCACAGCUCUAGCAUGGCCUCAUCGGUAUUGCAAGAUUUACCUGGCGGUCUAGAUCAGUCAUCACGAAGGAAUAUCUCUAUAUCCACCACGCAAAGUAUAGAGAGUGAGACCCCCGACAUGAGUGCUAGCGAUGCUCGAGCUGAGAUAUCGCGCAGACUGAGCAGAAAGGAGCCGCCGUCAGACCGGAAGGGUGCAUCUCCUUUCAAAAAGAGCUUCUCACUGAAAAGAGCGGCUACUACGCCAAACCCAGCUAGCAGUCCAUCACAAAACGACCUGACCGAUAUCCUCGAAGAAGUCGCUGCAGAGGGUGGUAUUUCACUGGUCAGAGCAGUCGUCAGCAUGGGAGCUGAUCCCAUCUAUCGAUCAACUGGUAAAUUGAAGAAGGUGAAGCACGAAGCCCUCGCGAAAGCUACCAUGAACGGACGAGCCAGAGUUGUUGACUAUCUUUUGAGAGAGGGCGCCAGUUACGGAGAGGCAACGAAAAGAGAAGACUACACCCCAAUGGAUCGCGCGCUCUUGGCGGCUGCCUACAAGGGUCAUGCAGACCUCAUCGAUUGUCUUGUAUACCAUGGCGCAAACCCAAUGGUCGAGCAAUGGCCGAGAGGAAUGUUUGACGCACAACACUAUUGGAAUGAAAUUCAGGUUCGCGUUACGAAGACCAGUUUCCUUGAUGGCCUAUCGAAAUGGAAGAAUCUCGAUCGCGGUAUGAGUACCCUGAAACUCGUUAUGCAACAUCAAAACUUCGACCCCACAGCCUUCGUUUCUGGCGCAUUCGACAAUAAGAGCGAAGUACAGACUGCAGGGCCCACGCAUCGCCCGUGGCAAACGACGUAUGAGUACUCCGUUUUGUCUUGCUUCGUACGCGCUGGAUGGGCAGAUGCUGUGGAAGAGAUGCUGAGCAUGAGAGGCAUGCCGAGGGUCUACGAGAAAGAAGAUGAUGUUUUGCUGCAUCAAGAAAAGCUUACAAGAGUUGUAUCACCAAUCAACGCACUGACGAAAGAAACAUGGGACAAGCGACCCGAAGACGCACUUCGCAUACUACGGCUACUGAUUGACAGAGGUUUCAAUCUAUGUUUGACGCAACGAACGGCUACAGAUCUAGGCCCAAGAACAGCACUCGGUCGUGCAAUCUCAGCAGACGCUGCACAGGCAGUCGAACUCAUCUUGCAGGCCAAAGGCAGUCUAGUACGAGAAGACAUCUCCUUCCGACGACACAAGAAAGAGACCAAAGCAUUACCACUCGCUGCUGCCCUCGCUCUCAACUCUCUAGAAACAGCGCGUGUGCUUCUCAGAGCAGGCGCACAUCCCCGCGACCCAGCUUUCGAAGACAUGAAUGUACUCCAAUUCGUCGCAUGCCAAAACAGUCCGACAAACACAACAAUGCUUGAAGACAUGAUAGGCCUCGCCCCAGAACUAACGUACGACGCUUUGAGCUAUGCCAUAAAAGGCACCAACAAAGACGCAGUGCGUGUUCUUCUCAGCGCCAUCUCCGCAGCUGCCCUACGCCAACAAAUCGCCGCAUUACCACCCAUAUACGACAUGCUCCUCCACUGCACUCCGCCCACCAAACCAGAAGUUCAGGCCCAGUACCUUGAGCUUAUCGAUAUGGUGGUUCAAUGGGACGUCGGGUACGCACUGCAGCAACCCAAGCUUUCGGCGAUCUUAUCGGCGAUUCGGAAGGAUAAUUAUAUCGGUAUGGAGAAGUUGCUCCAGAGUGGCAUGGUGGAUGGGAGGAGUUUGGUCUUGAACAGCAAGGCGCAGCCGUGCGGCGAGUUGGGCACGUGGACUAUGCUAGAGUGCUGCGAGUUGACGGAUAGGAGUUCAGAGUGGUUGGGUUUGCUGAGGAGUUAUGGGGCGCCGCUGUAUCAUUGAUCCUUACUGCUAAGAACCUUGUCAUGUUCU